AUGCUUUUUGCAGCCAGAGUUGGGAAGACAUCACUAAUUAUGUCACUUGUCAGUGAAGAGUUUCCAGAAGAGGUUCCAGCACGAGCUGAAGAGAUCACCAUUCCAGCUGAUGUCACCCCUGAAAGAGUGCCAACCCACAUAGUGGAUUAUUCAGAAGCAGAGCAAAGUGAUGAGCAGCUUUACCAUGAAAUAUCACAGGCAAAUGUGAUUUGUAUAGUAUAUGCUGUUAACAACAAGAAUUCUAUCGAUAAGGUAACAAGUCGAUGGAUUCCUCUCAUCAAUGAAAGGACAGACAAAGAUAGCAGGCUGCCUCUUAUAUUAGUUGGAAACAAGUCUGAUCUAGUGGAAGAUAGCAGUAUGGAAACUAUCCUUCCCAUUAUGAAUCAAUAUACAGAGAUAGAAACCUGUGUAGAGUGUUCAGCCAAAAACUUGAAGAAUAUAUCUGAGCUAUUUUAUUAUGCACAGAAAGCUGUUCUGCAUCCUACAGGCCCUCUUUAUUGCCCAGAGGAGAAAGAGAUGAAACCUGCCUGUAUUAAGGCACUCACUCGCAUUUUUAGAAUUUCUGAUCAGGAUAAUGAUGGUACUCUCAGUGAUGCAGAGCUCAGCUUCUUUCAGAGAAUUUGUUUUAAUACACCUCUGCCAUCUCAAGCUUUGGAAGAUGUAAAGAAUGUAGUCAGGAAACACCUAAGUGAUGGAGUUGCAGAUAAUGGAUUAACAUUAAACGGUUUUCUUUUUCUUCACACACUUUUCAUUCAGCGAGGAAGGCACGAAACAACUUGGACUGUUCUACGUCGCUUUGGAUACGAUGAUGACUUGGAGCUUACACCAGAGUACUUAUUUCCUCCGCUAAGAAUUCCUGCAGACUGCACAACAGAAUUAAAUCAUCAUGCAUAUUUAUUUCUUCAAAGUAUUUUUGAUAAACAUGAUUUGGAUAGAGAUUGUGCUUUGUCUCCUGAUGAAUUGAAAGAUUUGUUCAAAGUCUUCCCUUAUAUGCCAUGGGGACCAGAUGUUAACAACACUGUUUGUACAAAUGAGAGGGGGUGGAUUACAUACCAAGGGUUUCUCUCUCAGUGGACACUAACCACAUAUUUAGAUGUCCAACGUUGCCUGGAGUACCUGGGUUACUUAGGCUAUUCAAUACUUGCAGAAGAAGAAUCUCAAGCAUCAGCAAUUACAGUAACACGAGAUAAAAAGAUAGACCUGCAGAAGAAACAGACUCAAAGAAAUGUUUUCCGAUGUAACGUUGUUGGAAUGAAAGGCUGUGGGAAAAGUGGAAUUCUUCAGUCUCUUCUUGGAAGAAAUCUAAUGAGACAGAGGCAAAUACGUGCAGAGCACAAAUCUUACUAUGCCAUUAAUACAGUCUAUGUAUAUGGGCAGGAAAAAUACUUGCUGCUACAUAAUGUUAGUGACUCUGAAUUUGUAACUGAUGCUGAGACCAUAUGUGAUGCUGUCUGUCUGGUGUAUGAUGUCAGUAACCCCAAGUCCUUUGAGUACUGUGCCACAAUUUUUAAGGUUUGUAUAGCUUCACAAGCCUUCACUUGUGAUACUGUUGGUGAGCCCAGCAAGGAUAUCUUUGUUAAACUGACAACUAUGGCCAUGUAUCCCCAUGCCCGGUUACGCUGUAUGUGCGCCUGCAACAGGUGCACAUUUUGCAUCUGUAAGAACUUCCUCAACUCAGACUUGCUACAAUCUGUAAAGAACAAACUCUUCACUGCAGUUCUUAACAGGCAUGUGACACAAGCGGACCUCAAGAGCUCCAAGUUUUGGCUUCGAGCAAGUUUUGGUGCUGCCAUCUUUGCAGUUUUGGGGUUUGCUAUGUACAAAGCAUUAUCAAAGCAACGAUGAUCUGAGAAGAAGCACAUCAGGCCCUACCAAAUCAAAAAACUGACCCCUUUUAUGUACAUUCUGAAUGCUUUAAAUUCUGCUAGAAAUAUUUAUAUAUGCAGAGUUACUUUAUUAAUAUUUGUAAUUCAUGCAUAAGAUUAUUUUAAAUUAUAGCUCUAACUACUGUAUUGCAUAAUGCGUGGGAAAAAAAUUGCAUCUUAACAGCCAGCUAAAAUGGCUUAACUUGUGAGGCCAAAAGGGAAUUUGUUGUAAAUAACCUUUACAUAUUAAAGCAGUAAGACAUGGCUUCCCAAAAAGCUGUUCAAAAUGCUGUUCUGAGAUAUCUCACCAUGGUUACAUACUAGUGUAUAGCUGAAACUCAUUCUUGGUAGAGUAGGUCCAACUCGAGGAUCAUCCUCCCUCA
Molecule: messenger RNA, 2248 nt
Organism: Chaetura pelagica (chimney swift)
Lineage: Eukaryota; Metazoa; Chordata; Aves; Apodiformes; Apodidae
Gene: RHOT1
Product: ras homolog family member T1
Exons: 19
Coding region: 1-1845 (614 amino acids)
Biological process (GO): small GTPase-mediated signal transduction; mitochondrion organization; mitochondrion transport along microtubule
Cellular component (GO): mitochondrial outer membrane
Molecular function (GO): GTPase activity; GTP binding; calcium ion binding
Source: RefSeq, a predicted model, not a curated record